This is a messenger RNA of Parastagonospora nodorum SN15, 1335 nucleotides long. RefSeq lists its product as hypothetical. The coding region runs from base 1 to 1335 and encodes 444 amino acids. The record is from RefSeq and is a predicted model, not a curated record. The transcript has 2 exons. Lineage: Eukaryota; Fungi; Ascomycota; Dothideomycetes; Pleosporales; Phaeosphaeriaceae.
AUGUCAACACACUUCCGCCCUCGCCCCGCCCCUCCUCCAACACCCACAUCCCCCACCCGUCCAUCAACAGCUCACUCCACCAUUCGCGCCAUCACGCCCUCGCCGCCCAACAGCUCAGAUGGCACGUUCGCCCUCCCGCGUCCCAAAAGCGAGCACGCGAUCGGCUCUCCAGAGCUGUCGAACUUCAGACAGUACGUCCUCAAAGCCGAAGCCGGCGGAUUUAGCAACACGCCCGAGGCCAACGAGGUGAGGCUGCAACGCGGUGGAAUCGCAUCUGGACGUUCAAGCCCCGUCAAAUCCGGACGCUCAAGCCCAGCGAAGUCAGGACGAUCCAGCCCGGUAAAGUCAGGUCGCAACAGUCCCACUAAGUCCGGCCGCUCAAGCCCAACAAAACCUCGCUCCCUCAGCCCCCGCAAAGCCGCACUCAGUAUCCUCGAAGGCGAAGGCGAAGGCGAAGGCGAAGGCGAAGGACUCUGCACAUCUCCCGCCCCGCACGACUCUCCCGUCCUCCACCAAGACUCCGACCCAGAUACACCACCCGACACACCCACGCCCAUGACCCGCGCGCAGAAACGUCAAGCGUAUGCUCCGCUCGGAAGUUCUACUACUUUCUCCAUCACUCAAGCUACUCAACCCAUCACCUCUGCGCAACCCCAGCCCCUCGCCAGCGACGCCAACGCCAACCGCAUCUCCUCGGUCCUCAGCACAGCCAGCAAACACAGCAUCUUCAGCACGCCUGGCCGCGACGAAUUGGAGCGCAAGAAGGCGCUGGUGGAGAGUGAUGAGGGACCGUUUGCGAGGGCGAAGAGUAUGGGGGAUUUGAGAGUUGAGAGGAUGAGGGUUGGGAGUGCGGUGGAUGGGGAGGAGAGGGAGGGGGGAGAUGGAAAGGAUAGGAAGCUAAAGGGGAAGUGGAGGAAACACUACCUUUUUCACUUCCUCCAAACCACUCCACCUUACCACCUUUUCAACCCAUUGCGACCCAAGUCGCAAACCCCCCUCACGCAAACCCCGGCGCCCACCAUGUCCCUCCCAAUCCACGACCCCCUCCCCCGCCCCUACAUGCUGCACGACAUCGCGCUCGAAGCGCAGCGCCUCUCCACCCUCCUACCGCCAGACAAUUGGGAUCCAGCACACUACCACUCGCCCGGCCUCGAGCGCCAGCCAAGCGGCGUCUUUGAUCUCGUGAGUAGCGUCGAGACGGGCAGCGACGAGAGCGAACCGCUGAUUGCCAAGCCAUCGCCGAUUACGAGGAGAGAAGCAGUGAGCUGGAAGACUUGCGUGUGUCGGUGGGUGCGCUGGUGUUUUGGCGGGCGGCUGAAUUUGGACGAGGGGUGA